Messenger RNA from Hyphopichia burtonii NRRL Y-1933, 657 nucleotides. RefSeq lists its product as uncharacterized. Bases 1 to 657 code for a protein of 218 amino acids. NCBI's taxonomy places the organism in Eukaryota, Fungi, Ascomycota, Pichiomycetes, Serinales, Debaryomycetaceae. The transcript is spliced from 2 exons. The record is from RefSeq and is a predicted model, not a curated record.
AUGUCACAGUUAUUGUACCAGUAUUUUUUGAAAAAAACCAACUUAGAUCAUGUGGUUCAAGUAGGACCCGAGGACGAUCCAUAUUUUGAAGAGAUACCGGAAAAUGAGUUACAUUUCUAUCAAAGAAAGGGAGCUAGAAGAAAGAGAAGAUUACCUGAUUUUAUUGAUUCUAAAGAUUUGAAAAUUUUAGAAAGUGUAAAGAGAAAAGCAUAUAGAUUAGAUUUACAAUUGAGUAUAUGUGGAUUUCGAUUAGGAUGGGCCGGUAUUAUUGGGUUAAUACCCGGAAUUGGGGAUUUGAUUGCAGUUGCAUUUGCAUUACAAUUGAUUAAAAAAGCUGAACAAAUUGACGGAGGAUUACCGGCCUCGAUUAGACUGAAAAUGAUGAUGAAUGUUGCAUUUGAUUUUGGAAUUGGUUUAAUACCAAUAGUUGGUGAUUUUUGUAAUAUUGCCUUUAAAUGUAACUCGAGAAAUUUUAUAUUGCUAGAAAAAUAUCUAAUGGAGAAAUAUAGUAAGAAGCUAGGGAUAAAGAUUAAACUGGGAGAAGCCCAAAACUUAGCCGAAAGAGAAUUGAAGCAAACCUAUGAGAAGGAGACGCAUACCAAAAAGAAUAAACCUGAUCUACCGCCUAGAUCUGAGAAUGAAGGUCAAGUAGUAUAA